Molecule: messenger RNA, 189 nt
Organism: Diversispora eburnea
Lineage: Eukaryota; Fungi; Glomeromycota; Glomeromycetes; Diversisporales; Diversisporaceae
Source: the annotation of a GenBank genome assembly
AUUUGGAGAGGAAAAAAAUCUAAUAGAAUUCUUUGGAAUCAACCUAUACCUCACUUACAUGAUAAUAAUGAUGACUUUAAUCAUGAUAUCAAUAUAUCAAAUCCCAUUGGAAAUAUAUUUCAUAUAGAGUCUCAGGUUUUAGAUGAGGAUAGUGCCUUAUUGCAAAGCGAUAAUGUAUUUGAAAAAUGA